AAGCUCGCCGCGUCGCUCGAUUAGUAGUAGUUUAGAGCUUUUCUAGCGCAGAAAGUGAAGUGAGUGAUUUGUGCGGUGCCGGUGCGGUUCUCUAGUUCUGAGACCAAAAAGAAAGAAACGCAGACGGCGAUCGAAGAAGAAAACUCAGCGAAGCCACAAUCGCUUGAAUUUUCUGGAAAAGUCACCGCAGCCUAGAGCACAAAAAACACCGCCACAAAAACCGCACCUGGACAUACGAUGCAGUCUCUGUCUCUAGCCGUGACCCUGCUGGUUCUCGUGUUGGCCGUAGUCGUAACCGGCCAGCAGCAAAAAUACACCGACAAAUUUGACAACAUCAACGUGGACCAAGUUCUCGGUAAUGAUCGCAUCCUGAGCAACUAUCUCAAGUGCCUGCUGGAUAAGGGUCCUUGCACCCAGGAAGGACGCGAGCUGAAGAGACUGCUCCCGGACGCGCUGAAAACCAGCUGCGAGAAGUGCAGCGAGAAGCAGCGGACCAGCUCCCGCAAGGUCAUCAACCACCUGGAGACGAAGAAACCGGCCGAAUGGAAGAAACUUUUGGACAAAUACGACCCGGAGGGUAUCUACAAGAGCAAGGUCGAGAAGCUGGGCCGAGGUGCCUGAAGAACGGAGCCUCUGUGAAAAUUUGUGAUUCAAUAUGAUUUCAGCUUUAAGUUGGAGCAGAAAACACGUCGUAACAGUAUUUUGAACGCAACAAAUCUUUUUUUUUUUUUAAAUGACGAGUUAAAUUAUUGUACAAGUUUGACCAAGUGUCGGUGAAAAAUGCGAAUUUAUAUUUGUGAAGCCAUAAAGAUCAUUCAUGUAACAGACAGGAAUCUAUUUAAAAAACAAUUAAAGUGAAACAAACAA
Topomyia yanbarensis is the source of this 867-nucleotide messenger RNA. Its product is annotated as ejaculatory bulb-specific protein 3-like. NCBI's taxonomy places the organism in Eukaryota, Metazoa, Arthropoda, Insecta, Diptera, Culicidae. The transcript is spliced from 3 exons. Bases 238 to 621 code for a protein of 127 amino acids. The record is from RefSeq and is a predicted model, not a curated record.